GUGCUUGUAGCGAUAAAGAAAUAAUAAAAUAAGCUGAUGUUGAUCAUUACUUUUGAUUCAUAAAUUUUGUUGUUUGCAGUUGUAACAAUGUCCUUGAUCUUUACGUGGCAUGUAUGAUUGACAGCCAAUGUUUCUUUCGUUUUAGGGUUAGUAUGUUAAAACAUUCUUAACACUGUUCGACCUUAAGUGGGUCAACAUAUCUGUUGACAGUGCUGUUGACAAAAACUGGAAACUUUUUAUGGACAUUUCAAAAAGUUGUCGGAUGUUCGACCGCGGCCUUUCCUCGCAUAGUUUUGUAAGAGUCAUAAUCCAAUUUGUGAUAUCUCGUCUGGAAUCAAGACGCUAAUUGGAUAAUUGAGUAGAACAGUGCAUAGCUAGCUAUACGCGUUCCCGUUGCAAUCAUUGUCGUAGUCGCUUUAUCAGCAAAUCAUAAAAAUGAAGAUUUUUUUCACCGAAAAAGAUAAUGCAGCGGUUGGAAAAAGAGUUCGAGCAGUUGGUAUGUGCUACUUUUCUGGAAAUGAUCUGUCAGUGGGGAAAGUAUAUACUUUGAAAAGGAACAAGGCCAACAAAAACGAUACAAAUUGCCUGGAAAUACGAGAAGUAGUCAGACCAAGAGCAGUCAUUAAUAGAGAGAUCGCAAAGCUGAUUUCGCCUUUACUCGACAAUGGAAAACUGCAUAACGCUGAUUGUGAAGUUAUCGAAGAAGCAAAGUGGUCAAGGGGUGACACCCGAACACCAGCAAGAGCGCACAAGGUUAAAGUAGGGAUUACUUUUACCGAUAAAGCUGAUCCAGAAAUACAAAGACUUCUUGAAUUGUUGAAGAAAGAAUAUAAACAAGAAAGCUGAUCUCUGAACAUUGACAAUGUACUUAUUUACCAGUAACAAGGUCUAACAACAUUCUUCAGUUGACAGGGAAAAUAGUUUCAAACUUGCAUUAUUCAAAUUGUUAUAAUUCUAGUAGAUUGAUUUUAUUCAGCGAAACUUCACUGUAUGUUUAAUGUUUUUGUGACAGAAUUAAUAAAGCUCGUUUACU
Molecule: messenger RNA, 1033 nt
Organism: Exaiptasia diaphana
Lineage: Eukaryota; Metazoa; Cnidaria; Anthozoa; Actiniaria; Aiptasiidae
Exons: 2
Coding region: 436-846 (136 amino acids)
Molecular function (GO): hydrolase activity, acting on acid anhydrides, in phosphorus-containing anhydrides; zinc ion binding; nucleic acid binding
Source: RefSeq, a predicted model, not a curated record